This is a messenger RNA of Leptopilina boulardi, 5238 nucleotides long. RefSeq lists its product as uncharacterized. Lineage: Eukaryota; Metazoa; Arthropoda; Insecta; Hymenoptera; Figitidae. Gene Ontology annotation, biological process: regulation of transcription by RNA polymerase II. Gene Ontology annotation, molecular function: transcription coregulator activity. The record is from RefSeq and is a predicted model, not a curated record. Gene Ontology annotation, cellular component: nucleus. The transcript is spliced from 4 exons. The coding region runs from base 149 to 3178 and encodes 1009 amino acids.
AAAUUACCAAUUGGCAAUUUUGAGGUUAUGUGCCCUGAGUAAUAAAGGAAAGGUGAAAAAUGAAUAUGUUUUGUCUGUUGUGAAUUUUCAAAUUAAAAAAAAAAAAUAGUGUGUGAAUUGUACUCGUUUUUGUACGAGACAUAAGCAAAUGUCUCGCAAAGGAACAAUAUCGGUUUGUAGAUCAAAACAAAUUCCGCGAAUAUUUCAACGUCAAAAAACCGCAACAAAUGCUCGUUCUUGGUUAACCUCAUUGAUCCCUGAAGACGGUUGUAUUUCACUUCGUGAACAAUCAGAUCAAUCACAUUAUGAUCUUUUGCCUGGUUCUUCAUACGAUUAUCAACAGCAUGAAAAUGUCAAGAAAGAAAUUACGAGCAAGUCAACGAUCAAUAAGGAAUUCAUUGAGAAAACGUGGAAUGACGAGAGCUGUCAGAUAAACGAGGAUAGCACGAGAACACAAAGUAUGGACUCAAUGGAAAGAACGAGUGGUGACACAAGUAUUGAACAUUGGUUCAAAAUUCGCACAGAUUCCGUAUCCAGUAUGGAUCUCGAGGGAAUGAAAAAUGUCCCUAAUUAUUUGGCCGAUGAAUUAUCGCACAAUUUUCUCGAGAAAGAUUCCAAUUCUCUCUCGUACGAUCCAAUUCUUCAUGAACUUCAAAAUGAUAAAUUAUUAGAUACAUGCACAAAAGAUGACGAAUUUAUUUUACCAGAAUUCGCCCUCGAUCCAUUGGAAUUAACACCCGAUAUGAUGGUUGCUGGUGAAAUUUUACCGUCCACAAGUAAUUCACUUUCAUCAUCAUCGUCAUUAAAUGUUUCACAUCAUGAUUCUUGUAUUCCAAUCGUUGAACAACAAUCAGAAACUGCAUCAUCAACUCUCAAUGUUGAUAAUCAUCAAGAUCUUUGCGACAAAGCCACUCAAGUUCACAUUCGCGAUUUUGAACAUGUCGUAGAACAUGAUAAUCAAGAAAAUUCUAACUAUCUCUGUGAAUUAAAAAAUAUUGAUCUCAAUGAUUUUGCCGGAUCGGGAUUGAGUAUAAAAUUAAUUGACGAUCAACAAAAGCAACAAUUUAAUGGUAAAACAAAAGAUAAUAAUAUCGUAAAGAAAAUUUCUGAUAUGCAAGUUGUUUUAAAGAAAGAUGAGAUUAGUCCAAUUGAUUCAUUAUCAUCAUCGUCGUCAUCAUCAGGUGAUGGUGUUAUGGCAGUUGUUGCAAUAUCAACGGAUAAAAUUUCAAAUUUAACACAAAUUGUUAUCAAUAAUGGUACUGAGGAGCAAAUUUAUCAGGGUAAAACUUCAGAAUUAAUUGAAGCAACUGGUAAUUUAACGACAAUUGAUGCAAAUAAUAUAUGGCAUGGAAUUGAUGCUGAUACAGAAAAUAUGACUAUCAAUAAACACGAUGUUGUUAUAACAAAUGCUCUCGAAGAUUUGGGUAUUACUGACGAUAUGUUGCAACCAGUGUCAAUUGCUGAUCAAGGAAAAACGUGGAUUUGUCCUAAAAAAGAUUGUCCUCGUUAUUUUAGUCGUCUUUUUGCACUCAAGAGUCAUUUAUUAACACACUAUGGAGUUAGACCAUUUAAGUGUGAUUUCGAGGGAUGCUCUUGGGCAUUUUACUCCGAAUUCAAAUUAAAACGACACAAGGAAACUCAUUUAAAAAAAAAGGAUUACGUAUGCGAGGAAAUUGAUUGCCAACGGCGUUUCACGACAAUUUACAAUCUUUGGAGUCAUAAGAAAUUACACGAAAGACCAAAUAGAAUUUUUUGUCAUGUGCCUGAAUGUGAUGAGAAAUUUCAAACAAAACGCGCUCUUGAAAUCCAUAUGAAAUCACAUGAUCAGAGACAUGCACCAUAUCAAUGUAAACAUGAGGGUUGUGGUAAACGUUAUUACAGUAGUAAUGCAUUAUCAUCUCAUCAACGCUGUCAUAGUUAUAAGGAGACUGACAUUAAAUGUUCAUGGCCAGGUUGUGGGAAAAUUUUCGAUAAACCCUGUCGUCUUAAGGCACAUACACGCUCACACACAGGAUGUAAACCAUAUUCGUGUACAUUUCCCGGUUGUCAAUGGGCAUUUGCCUCGUCUAGUAAAUUAAAGAGACAUCAAAAAAAGCAUACAAAUGAUAGGAAAUUUGUUUGUGAAAUUAUUUCAUGUGGCAAGGCAUUCAUGCGAUCCGAACAUCUCAAAGAGCACAGAUUAACGCAUUCGCUAGAGAGAUAUUUUCAAUGUUACGUUUGUAAUACUCGUUUCUCAGCGAAAAGUAGUCUUUAUGUUCACAUCAAAAAGCAUCAUUCGAAAGCAGUGGACACGAGUAAAUUGAUGAUUACAUCGUGUGACGAGAAUCCAUCGAGAGAUUUUAAUUUCUCAUCGUCGGACGCUCAACAACAACAUGAUGUUGAUCUCGAUCUUGAAACAGAAUUGCAAACGGAAAUAAUAAGUCGUCAAGUGUUUGGACAAUCGGACAUGACGACUACAACAUUGCACAUUGAAUCGAAGGUAAAAACGGAGAAAAAUAUCGCAAAAGAUUCAUCAUCACUUCAUCAUCAUCAUUGUUGUCCCGUUGAGACAUGCACGAGAAGUUAUACAUCAAAAUCAUCGCUUCGCGCUCAUAUUCAUAAAAUGCACGGAUCAUCGAUUCUCGAUGCCGAAGAGGAUUUAUCAGGAUUGGAAUUGGAAACUCAUGAUUCGGAAAAUACAGAUUUUAUUGUCUAUACAACACCGUAUUCACUGUCGCAGCCAAUUAAUGAUCAAAUGAUAAUGGUCGCUCCUUGCGAUGCUGUCAUUUUCAGUUCCACUGAAAAUAAUGAUAUUCUCGAGACGGAAUUGUCGUCGUCGAAGGUGAUCAGCGCUUCUUCUUCUACUUCUUCUUCGGCAUUAAAACGGAAAUUUGAGAAUCAACAACAGCGGCGUAUUAAUAAUCAAGGUUCUGCGAGAACUGGUUUAACGUAUGCGGAUAUUUUUAAAUUAAAGGAAAAUAAUGCCGCCUCCACUGCGGUUGCUGCCACCGACGAGAGCGAAGAAACGACAACCGUUGUUGGCGCACAGGAUGUUAUUUUGGGUUCGACAACUGAUCUUGGAGAAGGUUUCCUUUUUACCGAGGAUAUUCCCUCGAUGUAUUUUCAGGACGAAUGUCAGGUACUUUUGCUCGAUCCAGUCACAUCGGAGAGUACAAUCAAUUUGCGUGAUAUCGAUUAAAGUUAGUUUUUUCCAUAAACUAAAGCUUUACUUAUUUUUAUAUUUUUCUUUUUUUUCUUUUUUUGGUCACAGUUUUUCUUAUUUUCACUUAUUUGUGACCCAAAAAUUUUGUUUAAUUUAAAUUGGAUUAAACACAAACAUUAUGAAUAGCUUGCGAUUUUAAUAUUCUAAAUCUCUAAAUUAUAACGGAAAAUAAGUAGAGCAAAAUUAUAUAAAAAAAAGUAUGGGUAAAAAUAAGUGAAGCUUUAAUGUAUUUUUAUUAAAAAAAUUUUUUUAAUUUUUUUUUGAAUUGAAAAUUAAAAUACGUCUUAUGGUUUUUUUUUGUUUGUAUUUUUUUGUCAAUUUGUAAUUUACUUUCAAUUGUUAUAAUUUUUUUCAUUAUUCUAUUCAAAUUUUUUCCAUGGAUUGAUAAUUUGGUUUUUUUUUAAAUUAUUCACAACUCGAUUAAAUUGCAAUGCCAAUUUAGAGUCAAUUGUAUAUUUAAAAGUUUCAAAUUAAGUGAGAAAUGUACUUUAAUGCUUUAUUAGAUAAUAAGCGCUCUUCAAUUUUUUUACUAUAUUUUAUAUAUAAAUAUAUAAAAAAAAAAGUAAUCAUAGAUAUUUCUCUUCGUGAUAAAAAAAAGAAACUUUUGCAUAUUGUAGGGAAAAAAAUUGAAAUCGUGGCAAAUGAAAUUUGUUCGAUAUAAAUUUUUUUUUCUUUUUAUUUUGCAAACUAUAUCGGGGAAGUGGGGUUUUUUUGGUAAUUAGAAUUAUCAAUUAGAUGUUUUAUAAUAGAAACUUAUUUAGAUGGUAAUAAUAAUAGUAAUAGUAGUAAUAAUAAUAAUACAAAUGUUGACAAGUCAUCUGCGCAUUCUAUUUCGAAAAUUUUUUUGACAUUUAAAGAAAAUCAAAUUUACAUAUUUUACAUGAAUUUCAAAGGAAAACAAAUGUAUGUAUAUGUAAGAAUCGUCUUUUAUUGCGUAAUUCAAAAUAAUUUGAGAAACGAAAAACAAAAAUUGAUCACACAAUUAUGUAAGUUCAAAGAGAGAUAGAGAAAGAGAUUUCUGUGAUUUUAGCUGUUACGUAUAAAAAUAUUAAGUUCUUUAUAUAUAUUUAAUGUAGUUCUUUGUUCAUAAAUAACUACUGCUUUUUGAUCUCAGAAAAAAUAUCCUAUUUGUUUUCUUAUAGGAAGAAAUUUUCUGUAAUUCUUCUAAUGUUAAUAUCUUAAUUGUAGCGCAGAAGACUCAUGCUUUUUUAAAUUUAAAAUUUCAUAUUUCAAUAAUAUUAACGGUGUAUUUUCUCAAUGAAUAUAUAGAGAAUGCUUUUAGAAUUAUACAAUAUUGUGGUAAUAAAAUGAAGAAAGUAAAGGAUUUUUCCUCAAAAAAAAAAAAAAAGAAUAUAAUUAAUUGUUACUAGAUUAUGUCAAUUAAUUGUUAAAUAUUUAAUUAUAUCACUUAAUUGUGAAUAAUUAUUUAUGUCAAUUAAUUAGUAAUAAUUAAUUAAUAGUAAUUAGUGUGAAAUGAUAUUUUAAUUACAGUUCUGAAUAGAAAAUGUAUAACAGUGGAAGUAUAUUAAUUCUUCUAGUUUCAAUUGUCUGUCUGUCUGUCUGUGUGUGUGCGACAUUAUUCUAAAAUAUUAACUACGUAAAAUGUUUUUUUACUUUUCAUCGCUUUUUGAGAAAUAACUUCUCGAAUUUGAAAAAUUUGGAUUCUGUUUUCCAAAACAAAUUUUAAAAAAUAAUUUGUGGCGGAAACAAUUUAUUGGCAAAAAUUUAAAAAAACAUAUUCUUUUUUCGAAUUAACGAUUUUUAAAAAUUUUUAAAUUAAUUUUCAAUUAAAUUUAAAUUUUAAAGUAAUUUCAAUUUAAUUCAUAAAGUUGUUUUUUUCCUUUGAAUUUGCUUGAGGAAAAAUCCACAAGACUUCAAUAUUAUAGGAUAUAGAUUUUAAAAUGAUCUGUGAUCCGAAGGCUUUUGUCUUUUGAGCCUAUAAAAGAAAAAAACACCACAUAUAUGUACAUCUCAUUAUCGUUUUAAAUCGUUAUUUUAUUAAUAAAAAAACAAAAUGUUGAUAUUUUUCUAUGAAA